This is a messenger RNA of Helianthus annuus (common sunflower), 777 nucleotides long. RefSeq names its product secreted RxLR effector protein 161-like. The transcript has a single exon. The record is from RefSeq and is a predicted model, not a curated record. The coding region runs from base 1 to 777 and encodes 258 amino acids. Gene Ontology annotation, molecular function: nucleic acid binding. Lineage: Eukaryota; Viridiplantae; Streptophyta; Magnoliopsida; Asterales; Asteraceae.
AUGGUCGUUAGGUCACUUAAUGUCGAAAAUGAUCCAUUUCGUCCUUGUGAGGACAACGAAGAAGUUCUCGGUCCAGAAGUACCAUACCUCAGUGCAAUUGGAGCACUUAUGUAUCUUACGAAUUGUACGAGACCUAACAUUUCUUUUGCAGUGAACUUGUUGGCAAGAUUUAGUUCAGCUCCUACUAAAAGGCACUGGAAUGGGAUUAAACAUAUUUUUCGAUAUCUUCGAGGCACUGUUGAUUUAGGCUUGUUUUAUCCUAACGAUUCAAAAGAAGGGUUAGUUGGUUAUGCAGAUGCAGGUUAUUUAUCUGAUCCUCAUAAAGCAAAAUCUCAAACUGGAUAUGUAUUUGUGAACGGAGGAACUGCGAUUUCAUGGCGUUCUCAGAAACAAACACUUGUCGCAACAUCCUCAAAUCAUGCUGAAGUCAUUGCACUACAUGAAGCUUCAAGAGAAUGUGUAUGGCUAAGAUCUAUGUCACAACACAUAGUGACUUCUUGUGAGCUAGAGAAAGAUCGAAGUCCAACUCCUAUCCAUGAAGAUAAUGUUGCUUGUGUCUCUCAGAUGAAAGAAGGGUAUAUCAAAAGUGACAGAACAAAACAUAUACCACCAAGAUUCUUUGCAUAUACUCGAGACCUUAUUAAAGACAAUCAGGUCGAGAUGAGAUAUGUCCAAUCCAGUAACAAUUCAGCCGAUCUUUUCACAAAAGCACUACCUACAACAACUUUCAGGAAACAUGUUCAUGACAUUGGCAUGCGUCAUGUACGGAGAAUGUGA